UUGUGUGUGGCCUCCACAGAUUUUGAAUUCAUCAUAUCAAUCGAGGAAGAUGGAGAGCGAGUUUUCUGAUGGGAAGAGGCGCAGAGAGGAGAAUCCCGAUGAAGCGUUUGCUUCUCCGGAACAGAGUAGUAAGAUGAAGAGGAGAAAGAAGAAAAACAAGGAAAAGGGUGCACAUUCAAUUGAACUGCCUCAGGUAUGUCAUAAACAUGAACUUCCACUUGCAAUUCCAAUAGUUUCGGAAAAGGAUAAAGUGUUAGAACAUCAAUCGAAUGAAACUAUUGCACAGCACCCUCAAGUACUCGCUGUGCCUGAUCCAACACCCCAGGAAAGGAAUAAUGUUCUUCUGCCCCUAGUGGCAGAUAAACUUCUAGAACCCCAGAUUAUGAUGGGAAAGAGAAAAGAAUCACGUGACGCUAAUGUAGAGCAUCCUGAACUACUCUCUGUACCUGCUCCAACACCCACACAAGAUACUCCCCAGAAACGGAAGUGGGAAAAGAAAAAGAAGAAUGUGCUCAAGCCCCAAGGGGCUGAACCAGAACCAGAACCAAAGGAACCCUAUAAUGCAGAGAACCAUCAGCUAUUCUCCCAAGUAGACCCAGAACUGAAGAAUAAUGAGGAAAAAGGAACAGAAGCAACUGAAGCUAAUGUAGAACACCCUGAACUCCUCUCUUUAUCCGAUCCAAUACCAGCAAAAGAUACUCCAAAGAAAAGGAAGUGGGAGAAGAAAAAGAAGAAUGUGCUCAAGCCCCAAGAGCCACAGGAACCCAUUAAUUUAGAGCACCCUCAACUAUGCUCCCCAGUAGACCAAGAACUUAAUAAUAAGAAGGAAAAAGGAGCAGAACCAACUGAAGCUAUUGUAGAGCACCCUCAAGUCUGCACUAAACCUGAAUCAGCAAUCCCUGUAGAUCCAGCAACCCGAAUACACCCAGAAAAGAAAGAAUCAAUUGAAACUGGCCCUAAACAUGAACCGGCAAUCCCAAAAAAAGGUGAAGAACCAACUGAAGCUAAUGUAGAGCACCCUGAACUCCUCUCUUUACCUGCUCCAACACCCCCAAAUGAUACUCCCCGGAAAAGGAAGUGGGAGAGGAAAAAGAAGAAUGUGCACAAGCCCCAACCACAGGAACCUGAUAAUGCAGAGCACCAUCAACUAUGCUGCGCAGUAGACCCAAAACUAGAGAAUGAGAAGGAAAAAGAAACAGAACCAACUGAAGCUAAUGUAGAGAACCCUGAACAAGUCUCUUUACCUAUCCCAACACCCCUAAGAGAUGCUCCCCAGAAAAGGAAGUGGGAGAAGAAAGAGAAGAAUGUGCUCAAGCCCCAAGAACCACAGGAACCCAAUAACCCAUUACGUUUGCAGAUCCAACCAGACCCAGCAAUCCCAAUAUGCCAUAAACCAGAAUCCCUGAUAGACCAAGUUAUCCCAAUAGACCAAACAAUCCCAGUAGACCCAGCAAUCCCAAUAGAUUCAGCACUCUUAGUAUGCCCUAAACCAGCACCACUAAUUGGUCAAACUAUCCCAGUAGAUCCCGCAAUCCCAAUAGACACUGAACAGAAGAUGAAGAGAAAGAAGAGGAGGAAGAGUGCGCUAGGUGGGGAAGAAAACAAUGUUCAGAAUACUGAACCGCCUGAAACUCCGUUUCAGACAUCUAUAUGCUGUAUUGCAGCACCCUCAAUAGACCCAACAAUCUCAAUGGACAAUCACCCUGCAAUCCUAGUAAACCCUUCAAUCCCAACAGACCCAGAACAGAAGAAGUCAAAGAAAAAGAGGAAGAAGAAAAGGAAGAGUGUGCUCAAAAGUGAAUGGGCAGAACCCAAUGAAUGCAAUGGCAAGCCACCUGAAAUCCCAGUUCAGAAAUCUAUAUGCCCUACAGCAGCACCCUCAAUAGACCAAAUGAUCCCAAUAGACCCAGUUCCCCCAAUAGACCCAGCAACCCUAAUAGACAAAGCAACCCCAAUAGAUCCAGAACAGAAGAAGAUGAUGAAGAAAAAGGGGAAGGAGAAAAGGAAAAGUGCACGAGGGUCAGAAUCUGACAAACACAAUGCUGAUCCAACUGCUGAAACCCCUGUUCAGAGAAUUAAAGGACUCACAGUCACUAAAGUGCCUUUAGAAUGGGUUGGUGAAAGUUCUAAGGGCAAAUGCAAUGCUGAGCCACGUGCUAAAACCCCUGUUCGGAGAACUGCAGGACUGACAGUCACUAAAGCUCCCUUUAAACAGCAUGAUGAAAGUUCUGUGAAAUGUCAGGCAUGCCGACAGCCUGGUCACAAAUUUCAACACUGCCCAAGGCUGAAAUGUCUCUCCAAGGAUGAGGAAGUUUGCUUCUUUUGUGGGGAAAUUGGGCACUCACUUGGAAAAUGCUCAGUGUCUCAAGCAGCAGGGGGAGGAAGGUUUGCUAAGUGCUUAUUCUGUUAUGCAUAUGGACACUUCAGCAAUAACUGCCCUCGAAAUGGCCAUGGAAUGGAUCCAAUGGUGGUUGCUGCAAAUGGAUGGGCCUAUCAACGAAACAUCAGUGGAAGCUGAAGGAAUAAGUCCAUUGCCGGGGUUACAAACAUGCAAGCUGGGAUGGUCUUGGGGAUGAUCUGGUGGUUAUGUAUCAUGUCUGGUAGGCAUGGUUUCCCAAUUUUGUAGGUUUAAAUUCACGUCUGUAUGUAACAGAA
Molecule: messenger RNA, 2655 nt
Organism: Gastrolobium bilobum
Lineage: Eukaryota; Viridiplantae; Streptophyta; Magnoliopsida; Fabales; Fabaceae
Exons: 6
Coding region: 50-2518 (822 amino acids)
Molecular function (GO): nucleic acid binding; zinc ion binding
Source: RefSeq, a predicted model, not a curated record